AUUUGUAAAUAUAACCUAAAAUAUUAGCGAAAUUACAAUAAAUAGCGAGCAGUGGCGAGGUUCCAUAUAAUCGUCUGAAUUUUUUUAAAGUGAAAAACAUAAGCCAUGGCGACGGUGUGCCAGACGUGCGGCACAUCCGUAUUUCGAAUUUUUGAGGGUAAGUCGAUUUGUUCGGUGUGCAACACUGAAGUCGAGGACUUCGUUAGCAGAGAGAAUGAGAUAGAGAGUGAAACCAGAGCAAGGAAGAUUGCUUCUGGAACAACUAAUGAGAACAGGUUCACUUCAUGGGAAUUCUAUAAUAGAAUCAUGCUGGGUUUGACGAAUGAACUAAUUAUCUUGGGGGCUGACACAAAACUGAAAGAUGUGAUGCAGAGGAUCUGGUUCAUGUAUUUGAAGAAAAAGGAGGUGGUCAGUGAGGAUCCUGAUGCUCUACCAAAGUUACCUUUUAACUACAAAAAUUUAGAUGCUGAAAUUAUAUAUGGUUUAAAGAAGAAGAAGCGCGUUAUUGAUCAUGACAAGCUGCUGCUUAAUGAAUCGAAUGAGGAGGAUAUAAUUAGAGCCAAGAAAAAACGAUUUAGGAAAUUAGCUGUGAACGAGGCGUUUAACGAGUCGCAACGUGAUGAAGUUGACUGGUCUAUGAUGAAUCAAACCAUAGCUGAUUUGAGAACAGAUGAGGAUAAGAUUCCUAUGCAGGUGAAUCAGGUGGAUUAUGACAUGCUGCUGGAGCAUAUGACUAAGGAUCAUUUGGAAGAACAUCUGGAGGAUUUAGACAAUAAAAUGACGUGUCACAAUUUGAAACUUAAGGAUAUUCAAUCUUGCAAGAGAUUUCUCAAAAGUCAUCUCAGCAAGAACAUACUCUAUCAGUUGCUGUACAUCGGCUUGAUGAUAGUGAAGAGCGACAUCCAAUGCGGAGAUAUGUUGAGGUUCAUCGUUAAUGGCCAUAUGAGCUACAACAAUAUUGGGCAUCUGCUAACUGAGGAGAUGGUCACCUCUCAGAAGAACUACAGGUGGCUGAGGGACACCACUCCUGUAAAAAGAGAAUUUUUGACUAAAUGCUGGGCGUUGGUUGAUUACAUAAAGGUAAGAGAGUAUAUACCAAUACAAAAUUUACCUGCUCUAUGCAAGAGGUAUUGCAAGGAAUUGAAUUUACCUAACGAGAUUCAGCGCAUGGCUUUGAAUCUAAUGGCGGAGAGUCGGCCAAGAUUUAAUGGGAAUUCCAAGGAUUACGAGGCUCGGGCGAUGUGCUUCAUCGUAUUCACGCUGAAGAUGCUGUUUUCCUUUGACUCGAUUACUGAGUACAAGUUCUCAGAGUUCGCCGAUCUGCUGGACGACAAAUGCAAGAUGUUCAACAUCAUAAAGUGGCUGGAAUUCAUCAAGUGUCGCAGAAAGUUGUUGGCGAUGUACCAUUUACCGACGCAACUCGCCAAAUCUACAGACGACAUUAAUCAUAACAAUUUAAUAGAAAUGUUAGAGUCUUGUCCGCCGGUAAAGGCUAAUACCACCAAGACCUGGGAGCAAUCGAAAAUGUUGAGUAUCAUAGAAACUUUGAAGUCGCAAAUUAACAGAAAGCGUCGGUCCCCAAAGUUCGAGCCCACGUUGACCCCUCUGCAACACUACACCGAGCAAAUUUUGGAUACGGGGAACGUGGACGAGACGUACCUGCUGAACGUGCUCCAACAGGAUUUCACUUGGUUUAGCUUGGAUUACCUCACUAACACAGAGAAGUACGCUAAGGUGAAAUUGAAUAUGCGAAACGCGAACGACAACAUCGAGUUCGUACCAAUCCUAGUGAAGAGGGUGCCACCUACUAGGGCUACCGUUGAUUGUAUGAUAGUGGACGGGGAGACUCCACAAGGACAGGAUUUCCGAUUCCUAAAUAAGAAACCGUUGGUAGCGAAAAUCAAGAAAAAUAGGUCGGCGUAUUACAUGCCGGAGAUGGACAAGAUGAUUGGGAAGGAUGCAGAGAGUUUUCCGAGCUAUAAGGAGCAUUACGCUCCUGAAAAGAGGUUCUGGUUAUUGUUGGGGCAUAAGAUAGACCAGAAGGAAUCGCUUGCCGAAGAGUAUUUCAAGAACCUACCUUAUAACUUCCGCACAAUCCUUGAAGAAUGUGCCAGCAUGCUGCAGACUACACUAUCCAAUUUCUGCCAGGAGUACGUGUACUUUGAAUCUUACAUAUGUUACUCCUUCAAACCAGAACGCACGAAAAUCUUGACCACGCAUGGCAAUAAAUUACAUUUCAACACCACCAAUCAACACGCCCGAGACUAUUGGUAGAAUGAUAAUGAAAUAACUUCAACUUUUGUAAGUAUUUUUUAUAUAAAUUUAUAAACUUUUAAAGUUAACGUGAUAUUUUAAAAACAUAAAAAAGAAAUACUAAAUUUACGAAUUUAAUUUUUACCUUCUCCGAAUCCUACCGCCACUACUCAAUUGAUCCAAUGCAUUAUGUAAGAUACAACUAAAACUACACAUUAAACUAUAAGAACUUACCAAUUAUACCACUAAACGCGGUUUCCAAGGCAAUAAUCGUAAAUACAUAUCACGAUUUAAAUCUAUCUAGAAUCAAUAAUUUCCAGAUUGAAAAAAAGAGGAUUUGUUUUAUGUUUAUUGA
This is a messenger RNA of Nicrophorus vespilloides, 2608 nucleotides long. RefSeq names its product TATA box-binding protein-associated factor RNA polymerase I subunit B (gene TAF1B). NCBI's taxonomy places the organism in Eukaryota, Metazoa, Arthropoda, Insecta, Coleoptera, Silphidae. Gene Ontology annotation, biological process: RNA polymerase I preinitiation complex assembly; nucleolar large rRNA transcription by RNA polymerase I. The record is from RefSeq and is a predicted model, not a curated record. Gene Ontology annotation, molecular function: RNA polymerase I core promoter sequence-specific DNA binding. The transcript is spliced from 4 exons. Gene Ontology annotation, cellular component: RNA polymerase I core factor complex; RNA polymerase transcription factor SL1 complex. Bases 106 to 2274 code for a protein of 722 amino acids.